Messenger RNA from Bombyx mandarina (wild silkworm), 3723 nucleotides. RefSeq lists its product as uncharacterized. NCBI's taxonomy places the organism in Eukaryota, Metazoa, Arthropoda, Insecta, Lepidoptera, Bombycidae. The record is from RefSeq and is a predicted model, not a curated record. Gene Ontology annotation, cellular component: cell cortex. Gene Ontology annotation, biological process: imaginal disc-derived wing hair organization.
AUGCCUCAAGAGAUGGCGCUACUACUAUUUUUCUGCUUGGCCAUUAUUUCACUUUGCGUUUCCAAUCCAAUCGGAGAGAUGUCGCUAGCCAACGUAACUCGAUUGGCCACAGGCGAUUUAUUUUCAUUGAUUGGAACCGAUUGUGGUCCCACACGUUGUAUGGAGAUUUCCCACGGGACGGCGUUAGCCGCAAUGGGUGGCGACAGUUCAUCAUGCAUGUGCCGAUGCCGCCGACAAAAUCCGGUUUUCCGCGAGGAUCAGCGCGUGUGCAUCAAUCAACUUGAUGAAUGUCUUAUGGCGAAAUUCGGUCGGGACGGAACAAAACCUCUGAUACCGUUCGUCUUUCUUCCAUUGAAAGGACAAAUUAUUUAUCCUUCAAAAGAAAUAAUAUUCACAGAUGUUGAAGAUGCCAUUUGUGCGGUAACAAGUGCUCAAUACCUAACUGCGUCAGGAUGGGUGAACCUACGUGACGUCAUAGACAAUGAUGUCCCAUUUGGCUUGUAUCGCGAUGAAGGCAGCACGUUCUUGCAGUGGCGUGGUUCGGCGGCCCUGCACGCUCGUUUAGAGGGUCGACUUGUGGCAGUCCAUGUAUUGUGUUCAGGAUCAUCAUCUACACGACUUGCAGCGUCGUGUGCAGCAUUCCGUGUGGCUGGCGCUUCACAAAAUGGAUUACUCGAUGUUCGGUCAAUACCGUUUCAUGCGGGCGAGGCAAUUCCCGCGGAUUCUACUCCCCAGAGUCAGGGUCUGAGCGUCUUAGAAUCACUAGCAAUUGGUGUUUGCGUGUUGAUGCUGAUUUUCGUUUAUGCAGCAGGAAUUAUAUUUUACAUUCAUUACAAACAAAGACAAAAGAAAAAACAGAAAGAUGUCGAACAGAACAUGUCUGAUAAUGGUUCCGCUAUGGAACCUAGACUUGACAUGAGCAACGUGAUGAUGAAGACAAAUCCGUUAUUGAAGUUGAAUGGUAUGGGAAACGAUUUUUUUAACAGUGAAAAUACCAUGUCUGAUGUCAGCGAACAUAUGGAUGGUACCAUGGAUCCACCGCAUAACAAUUCUCAUAAAUUUCAGAAAACGAAUUCAAACGUAAUCUCAGCCAUGGUUCAUUCUCGUCGCAAAAAGCCUUCGAGACCUUCGAUUAGGUCUGUGUCAAGCUCAGAACAUUAUCAUGGACGAUUACAGAAACGGGCUACUUCACCUGACACCUUUGAAAGGGCUCCACAUUCAGAUUUGUCGAUAGUGGAUUGCAGCGUUGAGAAUAAUUCGUUCUCUAGUCGCCAACACAUACCUUCGAAUGGCGAAACGGCUCUGCGAAGAAAACUUUAUUUCAAUCCAGUUUUUUUUGAAACAGAACAUUUAAAGAACCCCCCACCGGCUGCGAUAGAUUUUUUAGAAAAAAUACGAGAAGUAAUGACGAUUGCGAAAGAUAAAAUGACUUCAAAAAGGUUCGUCCCAAUGCUUUCGGAAAUACCCGAAGAAGACCUUUAUCACACGAUAGAUCUUGGUUGGGAUAUCCCGUGUGCUCGACGGGGUCGAAGAUUUAGUGCGAUUAGUCUCAAGCAAGAAAACAGUCGAAAGGCCAUGCAUUGUGGAGGCUGCCCAGGAUGCGACAGUAAUAUCAGACCACAAAAAGCCGUAGCUUUAACAAGAUCGAAUUCUUGUAAAUCUUGCGUAAGUGAUGAUUAUAAGCAAAGAAUAGUGAAAAAAUGGUUAGAAGAAGUUGCGACUCCAUCAAAGAAAUCACCAGUGAAAUCUGUUGCAAAGUUCAAUGGCCCUCCAAGAGUAGUAGAAUCGAAACUAAAGGAUCCGGUGCGUCCAAAGUCGGCGGAACCACUAACAGUUAAAUCGAAUACAACAACUAAAGAUACCACAGAGAAUGUAGUCGAAGAAAAUGUUAAAAAUGAUAAUUUAAGAAACGUAAAGUCAACCGAAGAUACAAAAACUGCUAACAAGCCAUCGAAACCCAAAGAAAGUCCAAUUGAAGAGAAGAAAAUCAGUAAACCCACUAUAAGUCAUCCUAAGCCAAUAUCACCAAAUUUGAUAGUCGAGAAGAAAAGUCCAUCUAGUCAGACUUCUAGACAUAUUAGAAAGAAAUUGCCUCCUCCUCCUCCACCGCCAGUAAAACGACCCGAACCGCUUAAAAAGGAAGAUGUGGAACCAUUAACAAAGGAUGUUAAAGUUAGAAUGGAAGCAGUAAUUCGUGAAUUGAAUACUUGUGCAAGUGUUGAACCUUCGGAACUAGAGGACAUGAAAUUGGAAACAAUUUCUCCCAUCGCUCCCAAGAUUGUUAUACCUGUGAUUGCUGCAGAUUCCUACUACAGCGAUGAUAACAUGUUAACACUGGGUAGAAAUAAAGAAAUAUAUAUGAAUCCACAAGAAGAGUUUAUGGAUUACGAUAGUUUAGAACGUAGUUUAGUGAGGAGAAGAAGAUUUUCACUUGCCUGUGGUACAGAAUUAUUCCAAAACGAAAUGGUAACUAGCGGAAAUAAGCAAGUCAAUUACGGAAGGUUAGCCAAAAGCUGGCGUGAUGUUAAAAAAGCAGUCGAAGAAGAGAAUAAAUUAAAUGCUCAUGUAUUUGGUCAACUUGAUAAUCGAAGUCAAUCCAUUAGUGAAAUUUCAGUUAAUACAUCAGAACCAAUGUAUGAUAACACGUCCAAUCCGGGUCCUUUGACAAUCCAAGUAAGAGGUUCUCCAAUUGAAACUAGGCGUAAAAUCAAAGAUGACUUCGAUCCUGACACACUUGAUAGGAAACCUAAGCAUGAAGUGAAGAAACGAGUCGAAAAGAUACUAUUAAAAUCAGCUGGUAGUUUCAAAUGUAAGUCAACGCCUUCCGAGAAUGAUACUUACAAAAAAUCCCCUCAAAUGGCAAUAACUCAGAAAAUCGGUAAUUUGCGACAAAUUUAUGAAGCUAAAGCUAAAGCACAAGCAGAAGAGGUGCAAUUUUAUAACAGGCGUGGUAGCGUGCCUUGCGGUGGUCAAGAUAUUCAAGCUUUCAUGCGUUCGCUUAAAGCACCUGACUUAAUAAGACACAUCGAAAACCAAAAAGAGAGACCUCCAGUCCCACCAAAGCAAAGACGCGGCAUUGAUUUAUCUCCAAAAUUCUCUAAUAUGACUCGUGAGAGUCCACCAGGUGAACGUCGACGUGGCACUGAAGAGAAAGAUCGUUUUUCACAAUAUUCGAGAAUGGAAAACUUAAACGCUAGAAGAUCAGGUCGUCGGUCGGCUCGUACUAGAUCUAGGCGAACUGACCUAAGAAGACUAUACAGAACGGAAGAUUCAGGAUAUAUGAGUACUGAUUCCAACGAGUCUAAAAGAAGAGCCAGUUACUUAAUGCAACUUAGACCUAAAAUAAAUUUCCCGGAGCACUCUCCAGCGGCUAUAGUGCGUACCGUCACGAAGGCACCAGUUACACAGGUGGAAUCAGAUACAGACGAUUUGGAGUCAUUGUGCGAUGGCCGAAGUGAAUCAGGUGGCGAGAGCGUGGAAACGGAUUCAGUGUUUUUCGGUAACUUCGACGACUCGAAGGAGAUGUUGGCCGAAUUAGGUUUAAAUAACUUCGAGACACACAACAAAAUAUCUGGAGGCCACGAACAAAUAGACUCCGGCUAUAUGGGGGAAACGAAUAUUAUUUUGAGUGGUGACAGCGACUCAGAGCACCGAAGCGUCAUUUCGAUAGUUACCGGAUAGUCGCACGUCCGCCUCUUCUAAAUUAUAUGAACUCAUAUUUAC